Lobosporangium transversale is the source of this 1889-nucleotide messenger RNA. Its product is annotated as ATP synthase subunit alpha. Bases 73 to 1713 code for a protein of 546 amino acids. NCBI's taxonomy places the organism in Eukaryota, Fungi, Mortierellomycota, Mortierellomycetes, Mortierellales, Mortierellaceae. Gene Ontology annotation, molecular function: ADP binding; ATP binding; proton-transporting ATP synthase activity, rotational mechanism. The transcript is spliced from 4 exons. The record is from RefSeq and is a predicted model, not a curated record. Gene Ontology annotation, biological process: proton motive force-driven ATP synthesis; proton transmembrane transport.
CUACCUUACUUUGUAACGAGAUUCAUCUCUUCCUCCUUUAUCCUCUCCCCUCUCCCAUCACGCAUCAUCACCAUGCUUAGAUCUCUCAGCCGCGCUGCUCGCCCCGCUGCCAUCGCCUUGGCUCGCAGCUCCCCCGUGGUUCGCGCCAAUGUCGGUGCCUUCUCUGCCAUCCGCAACUAUGCCACCGCCAAGCCUGCCACUUCUGAGGUCACCUCGAUCCUUGAGGAUCGCAUCAACGGCCUCAACUCAUCCGUCGAUAUCCAGGAGACCGGUCGUGUCUUGUCCAUUGGAGACGGUAUUGCCCGUGUUUAUGGUUUGAAGAACUGCCAGGCCGAGGAGAUGGUUGAAUUCUCCAGCGGUGUCAAGGGUAUGGCCAUGAACUUGGAAGCCGACAACGUCGGUAUUGUCGUCUUCGGUAACGAUCGUCUCAUUCGUGAGGGUGAUACCGUCAAGCGUACUGGUAACAUUGUUGAUCUUCCCGUCGGUGAGGCUCUUUUGGGCCGUGUCAUUGAUGCUCUCGGUAACCCCAUCGAUGGCAAGGGUCCCAUUGCCGCUACUGAGCGUCGCCGUGCUCAGGUCAAGGCCCCCGGUAUUCUCCCUCGUGAGUCCGUCCGUGAGCCUAUGUUGACUGGUAUCAAGUGUAUUGACUCCAUGGUCCCUGUCGGACGUGGUCAGCGUGAGUUGAUUAUUGGAGAUCGUCAGACCGGAAAGACCUCUGUUGCUUUGGAUACCAUCCUUAACCAGAAGAAGUGGAACGACGGCACUGAUGAAGUCAAGAAGUUGUACUGUGUGUACGUCGCUGUCGGUCAGAAGCGUUCCACUGUCGCCCAGUUCGUCCAGACCCUUGAGGAGAAUGAUGCCAUGAAGUACUCUGUUGUCGUUGCUGCCACUGCCUCUGAGGCUGCUCCUCUUCAGUACCUCGCUCCUUUCUCUGGAUGCGCUGUCGGAGAGUACUUCCGUGAUAACGGCAAGCACUCCUUGAUCGUUUUCGAUGAUCUUUCCAAGCAGGCCGUUGCUUACCGUCAGAUGUCUCUUUUGCUUCGUCGUCCCCCAGGUCGUGAGGCCUACCCCGGAGAUGUCUUCUAUCUUCACUCCCGUCUUUUGGAGCGUUCUGCCAAGAUGAACCGCAAGCUCGGUGGUGGUUCCAUGACUGCCCUUCCCAUUAUUGAGACUCAGGGAGGAGAUGUGUCUGCUUACAUUCCCACCAAUGUCAUUUCCAUUACUGAUGGACAGAUCUUCUUGGAGGCUGAGUUGUUCUUCAAGGGUAUCCGUCCCGCCAUUAACGUCGGUCUUUCCGUCUCCCGUGUCGGAUCUCACGCUCAGACCAAGUCCAUGAAGAAGAUUGCUGGUUCCAUGAAGUUGUACCUUGCUCAAUAUCGUGAGGUCGCUGCCUUCGCCCAGUUUGGUUCCGAUUUGGAUGCUUCCACCCAGUUCUUGUUGAACCGUGGUGCCCGUCUUACAGAGUUGCUCAAGCAGCCUCAGUACAAGCCUCUCCCUGUUGAGCACCAGGUCGCUAUCGUCUUUGCUGGUGUCAAUGGUUUCCUUGACAAGAUCCCUGUCAACCGUGUUGGCGAGUACGAGCGUCAGUUCAUUCCUCAUUUGGUCUCUAACCACAAGGAUCUCCUCGAGGAGAUCCGCAAGUCUGGUGAUCUGAGCGCCGAGUCCUUCGCCAAGCUUAAGGAUAUUACCACUGAGUUCACCAAGAACUUUUAAGUAACGCAAAGAAAAGAAGAAAACAAAGAGAAAUACAUCUAUCUGUUCAAUAAAUUCAUCCGUUUUUUUUACCUCUCUUUCAAUAUCAACCUCUUUUUUUUUGUUCACCGCUAUAAGAAAGAAAAGAAAAAAGGAUAGAGCCUCAACUCUGAGUGUGUUGAGUGCAUAAGAGAGAA